AUGAGACAUGGGGCUGUGGGAUAUGGGAGCUGUGUGUGUCCUGGGGGUGAGGAGGGCUGGGAUGUUCUGUCCCGGGAGCUGGGAUGUGCCGUGGGAUCCCUGUGGGAAGAGGGAAAGCAGCAGGAGCUGACCCUGGUGGGGGCAGAGCGGCGCCGCUCGCGCUCCACAUCCCGGGACAGGGACAGGCGGCGACGGGACAGGUCCCGAUCCAGGGACAGGGACAGGAGGAGGAGCAGGUCACGAUCCCCACACCGGAGGAGAUCCAGGUCUCCACGCCGCCACCGUUCCAGCUCCUCCUCUCCGGCACGGCCCAAGGAACGUCGGGAUGAGGAGAAGAAAGAGCUCAAGGACUCCAAGAAGGAGCGACAGAUCACAGAGGAGGAUUUGCAGGGCAAGACAGAGGAGGAGAUUGAGAUGAUGAAGAUGAUGGGAUUUGCCUCCUUUGACACCACCAAGGGGAAGAAGGUGGAUGGUGCUGCCAAUGCCUAUGCCAUCAACGUGUCCCAGAAGAGAAAGUACAGGCAGUACAUGAACAGGAAAGGAGGAUUCAACAGACCUCUGGAUUUCAUUGCCUGA
Acanthisitta chloris (rifleman) is the source of this 576-nucleotide messenger RNA. It is a transcript of the gene SNRNP27, whose product is annotated as small nuclear ribonucleoprotein 27kDa (U4/U6.U5). The coding region runs from base 1 to 576 and encodes 191 amino acids. Gene Ontology annotation, biological process: RNA splicing. NCBI's taxonomy places the organism in Eukaryota, Metazoa, Chordata, Aves, Passeriformes, Acanthisittidae. Gene Ontology annotation, cellular component: precatalytic spliceosome. The transcript has 5 exons. The record is from RefSeq and is a predicted model, not a curated record.